CAGGAGGCUGACUGGCUGCAGCAGUGAGCUGGCAGCAGCCCGGGCAGGGGCGGCGUGGCCUGCAGGAGGCAGGCACGGAGGGAUGGAUUUGGAGGCAGACCGACCAUACGUCCCUCAGGGGACGCUGGAGACAGACUUCCCGACCCCGUUGUACAGUGACGAGUACCUCGCGCUGCACGGGCCCCGCAACGCCCCCGUCCUGAAGCAGGCCGUGCGCUGGAAGUGCACCCCCAUGGGCCGAGACGCCAUCCCCCAGACCUGGUACACGGGGCUGAGCAACAGCGACAACCGAGACGCCUGGUACACGCUCAGCAGCGGCCUGAGCCGCGAGGCCUCCCACCGCUGGGCCUGCUCCCAUGCCGAGAGGGAGCGGAAGACCUUGCCCCCUGCCUAUGGCCAGCACCUGCGGGAGGUGUCGUGGUUUGACCCCGUGGUCCCUGCUCAGUACCUGGAGCCCAGUACCAGGUGGGGGGCCUUCCGGUGGCAAGACAGACCCGUCCUAGGAAAGGAGCAUGUUGUCAACCGCAACCGCGCCAGCAGUGAGCUGAAGGGCCGCGCUGGCUACGUCCCCUACCUGGCUGCCCACACGCCCGCCUGCACCACCAGGGACCUCCGCACCUGGACGCUCUUCAGCCACCAGCCGUCCACCCACCAGUAAACGCUGCUGUGCCCCAGGCUGCCUCCGUGGGGGCUGGGGGGGGGGGAGC
Molecule: messenger RNA, 707 nt
Organism: Mauremys mutica (yellowpond turtle)
Lineage: Eukaryota; Metazoa; Chordata; Testudines; Geoemydidae
Gene: TEKTIP1
Product: chromosome 24 C19orf71 homolog
Exons: 4
Coding region: 83-658 (191 amino acids)
Source: RefSeq, a predicted model, not a curated record